AUGGAAAUAUCAUCUUGCUUACAAGGUGGCUAUCAUAAGCCAUUAUCCCGGCAGUGGCAGAAUCAGGGCAAGUCACUCGACAAAUCCAUGUUCAUGUACCCAAUUUUCAUCACGGAUGAUCCACAAGCAAGUGAUGAGAUUACUUCUCUCCCCAAUCAGCGUAGAUGGGGUGUCAACAGGCUCGAAGAGUUUCUACGCCCUUUGAUUAGCAAAGGACUCAGCAGCGUUAUUCUAUUUGGUGUUCCUUUCAACAUGAACAAGGAUGGCAGGGGAAGUGCAGCAGAUGAUCCCAACACUCCCGUCAUACAAGCCAUCCACACUCUCAAACGUCUCUUUCCAGACUUAUACAUAGCUUGCGAUGUCUGUUUGUGUGAGUACACAGACCACGGCCACUGCGGACUGCUGCGUGAAGAUGGCACUCUCUUCUCUCACGAGUCUGCUCAGCGUAUUGGCGAGGUGGCGCUAGCAUAUGCUCGAGCAGGCGCUGACUGCGUCGCCCCUUCUGACAUGAUGGAUGGGCGUAUAUCACAAAUCAAGCGUCGUCUCAUAGACUCUGGUUAUGGUAACAGAGUGAUGCUAAUGUCCUACUCUGCAAAGUUCUCCACUUCUCUCUACGGUCCAUUCAGAGAAGCUGCAGGAUCAGCUCCUUCAUUCGGUGAUAGGAAAUGCUACCAAUUACCCCCACACGGUAGAGGUUUAGCAAGACGUGCUGUUCAACGUGACUUAAACGAGGGCGCCGAUUGCGUCAUGGUUAAACCAUCUCUCCCUUACCUCGAUGUGAUAUCAGAUACUGCUCAGCUCGCUCGUGAUUACCCAGUCGCGUGUUAUGUUGUCUCGGGUGAGUUUGCAAUGAUGCACGCCGGUGCUAAGGCGGGUAUAUACGAUUUAAAAAAGAUAGCCUUUGAAACGCAUGAGAGUUUUCUGCGCGCAGGUGCUAACAUAUUCCUCACAUACUUUACACCGGAGUUUCUCGAGUGGUUGUAG
Molecule: messenger RNA, 984 nt
Organism: Wallemia ichthyophaga EXF-994
Lineage: Eukaryota; Fungi; Basidiomycota; Wallemiomycetes; Wallemiales; Wallemiaceae
Product: Delta-aminolevulinic acid dehydratase
Exons: 2
Coding region: 1-984 (327 amino acids)
Biological process (GO): heme biosynthetic process
Cellular component (GO): cytosol
Molecular function (GO): zinc ion binding; porphobilinogen synthase activity
Source: RefSeq, a predicted model, not a curated record